Botrytis cinerea B05.10 is the source of this 1329-nucleotide messenger RNA. RefSeq lists its product as hypothetical. Gene Ontology annotation, cellular component: membrane. The record is from RefSeq and is a predicted model, not a curated record. The transcript has 3 exons. Bases 472 to 1014 code for a protein of 180 amino acids. NCBI's taxonomy places the organism in Eukaryota, Fungi, Ascomycota, Leotiomycetes, Helotiales, Sclerotiniaceae.
GAUACGCAUGUCUGCUAUCUCGGUACUUCAACGACUCUUGCUAAUGGAUCGGUAUUUCAACUAAAGCCAUGAAGUCUCUGGUUCCUUGAUUUCCGAGAUGUGCCUACCUGUGUUCAAAUAACAGCUCGCAAGUUCUAGGACACAGGAAAGUGACAUACUGGGUGGGGGAUUUAAUCCGGACUUCAAGAGAAUGCUUGAGAACAGAGAUAGGAUUGGGCGAAAACAUGGCAAUGGCGUAAGUGCGUCUCGGCCAGCUGCAGGUUACGAGUUAUUUGACCUGGUUUUCUUUGCUUCUGUCCACCGAAGUGGUGUGGUGCGUGCGGAGAUAUAUGUCCAGACAUUAUAUCAUCUCCUCACUUCCUUUCUCCUUCUUCAAUCCCACAGAGUCCCGCGGCGCUUCAUUACGAUAACUUGAGCCAUCUCCCAAUACAUUCACAAAAACGAAGCAAGACCUCUCAAAACAUUGCAAAAAUGCACGGAACCGAUAUCUUAGCCUUGGCCUUUCGCAUAGGACAAUUUGCUUUCAGUACCAUCGUCGUCGGUCUUACGAGCUCACAUCUUCACUCAGCCAGAACUGAACCAUCAUGGUCUAAGAAACGAUUCAUCUAUACCGAUGUUGUUGCCGCCCUAGGUUUAUUCGUCUCCCUCUUCUUCAUGUUGCCGUUCACUUGGAACUUCAUUCAUUGGCCGAUCGAUUUCUUGAUGUUUGUUAUGUAUAUGAUUGCUUUUGGUUUACUCGUGGAUUUCAUUGCACCACUCAACUGCGGCAGUAUAUUCAACUGGUACGGAGUCUUCGGUUCCUCCGCUUGUGCGAGAUGGAAAUCAGACGUCGCUUUUACAUUCUUGGCUUCAUUGUUCUUCCUCGGUUCUUUCCUCCUCGGAACAUAUAUCCACUACCGUAAUCGCCACACAGUCGUCACCGAUCAACCAGCCAAUAAUGGCCAACAAAGCAAUGGUCUCGGCGGUGCACGCAAGAAAUGGUAUCGAUCGCGUGCCGAACCAUCGCGCAUCUGAUAUCCGAGCGGUGGGCUUCAUUUUGGGUUUCGAUUCGAUCCAUCUCGAUGAUGCAUUUGAAGUGAAGUGAGAUGUUGUUGGAUUUGGGACAUGGAAGUAUGGGAGGAAGUAAUGAUGAGAUGACGAGGCUGGAUAUGACAGGAUAGGAUACGAACGAUACCCCUUUUUCUUCUUCUUUUCCAACCUUACUUCUUUGCUUUUUGCAGCAUCUUUUUUCCUUGGAGUGAUUUUUUUUUUAUUUUUCGUCGACAAACAAACAGGCAGGCUGUAUGUCUGCCACCGUACAUUAUGAUGGGAAGAUAAAUGGUUUCGUUA